GCAAGGAAGACGGGACGUCGCGCACGCAAUAAAUAGUCAUAAAAAAAGACGUAUCAAUAAAAAUAUCUUUCAAGUGUUUGUGGUUUUAUGUGCAAUCAAUGUAAACAUCGUUUCACUACACUCUGACAGAGCAAUUGUAGUUUCACGAGUCGCCAAUUACAAAUCUUCAAAUUUUGCGAUAACAGUUUUAAGUGUUCUCGCUAUUGGUAAAGGCAAAAAAAAACAUAAAAUGCAGCGCUAUUACGCAGAAAGAGAAACGACAGGACCCGAGUUCGACGAUCGUUUGAUACAAUUAGUACGUGCUAAUCCUGCCAUUUACGAUGUAAGUCAUCCGCUCCGAAAUCCUGUAAGAGUGGAUAUAUGGGAUCGCAUAGCUACCGAAUUGGGCGCUUCAUCGCGUUUUCUGCAAACGAAAUGGAAAAACAUACGCUACAACUAUCUGCAAGAGAUCAAAGCUUUAGAGACGGGACAAGUCAAUCCGAAUGUGCGGAAGCGACGCUUCACCGAAGAUCUAUCCUUUCUGCAGAACACAGCCCAAACGUACAAUGUGAAAAAGGCACAGGCUUACAUUAUUAACCAGAACAGUACAGCUGGAAAUGGCAGUAGCGACAAUGAUAAUGAUAGCAACAGCUUUCUAUAUCCUGAUCCCGAACACUUACGCGUCGAUGCCUCUGACAACUACGACAUCAUAGAGCUAGAUAACAGUGAGGAUGGCUCACAACGUGGUGGUGGUGGAGGCGAUAGCGACAAUGAAAUUGUGCCCGAACUGCUUGUCAUGGAGACCAAACCUGAGUCCCUAAGUGCAACUGUCAAUGGCAACAGCAGCAGCAACAGUAACCACAACAAUACACAUGCCAGCUCACCAGCCUCGUCUCCACUACUCACGCCAAUGGUUGUCAUGGGCAAUGGCGAUGAACUGCCGCAUUUGCAGCAGGAUAGUAAGCUUAUCCAACAACAUACCAGCAACAAUACGUCACUAUCGAAUGGCGAAGUUACUAUAGAGCCGAUCUAUAAGCCAGCGCCCACACGCCGAUUUACCGGAAGCGACAUAAUGGCCAAUGCAGCCAAGCGCAAAGCAAUGGCUGCUCCAUUGCCCACACUAGCACCUAUUAACGAUCCUAUUGAACUAUAUUGCCUCUCACUGGUGGAUACGUUACGAAGCAUGCCGCGGACGGAGCGGGAACGCGUCAAAUUUGAAUUCGCUAAUAUACUUAAGGAUGCCAAGUAUAAGGAUGAGGUUUAGUUGGACUCGUAGCUGCCGCAUGCACGCACCCGUACAAGUUUGGAAUCUUUUUAAAUUCGCUCCCUAUUAACUUAGAAUUUUUACUGAGACGCUGUUAGUUUAAGUUUACUAUUAAUCAGUCAUGUGACGAAUUCCGAUUGCACUUUUGAACGAACUUUUUAUUGAUUUCUUUUUGAAACUCAUUGGGAUAAACUCCAAAUUAUUUAUGGAAUUUGUAACAUGCCUGAAUGUUUAUAUAUAAAUAAUAUAUAGUCCAUAUCUAUUCAGUUGUAUCAACACUUACAUAUAAUAAAAUACAAUGCAUAGUAG
This is a messenger RNA of Scaptodrosophila lebanonensis, 1552 nucleotides long. RefSeq lists its product as uncharacterized. The record is from RefSeq and is a predicted model, not a curated record. Gene Ontology annotation, cellular component: nucleus; transcription regulator complex. Gene Ontology annotation, biological process: regulation of transcription by RNA polymerase II. Gene Ontology annotation, molecular function: DNA binding. Lineage: Eukaryota; Metazoa; Arthropoda; Insecta; Diptera; Drosophilidae.